AUGCUGGGUUCUUCUUCUCAAUUUAAGCAAGUCAUAGUAAAGAAAACAAACGUUCCAUAUGAAUUGAGAUUUAUUGACAUCAGAAAUUAUAUAGCGGGUGGGACAUUAGACCAAUUCACUCAAGAUUUCGGAAACAAUAAAUCACGUGUUAAAUCCUUUUUCCCUUAUCAAUUCAUCACAUGGGAAAAUUACGAAGAAGAAUUAUAUAAAAAGGAACCAUUCACGAAAGAUUCAUUUUAUUCAGCAUUAACACAAGAAACAAUAUCCGAUUCAGAUUAUCAAAUAUAUCUCAAUGAUGCUAAAAAUUUUAAGAAUAGAUUAGAAUAUUUUAUUCAUUAUUGCAAUAAAGAUGUUGAAAUUAUGAUUGACCCAAUUGAUAAAAUUAUUGAAGAAACAUUUGUUUAUAAAAUUGAUAUGCUUCAUAAUCUUUCUUUAUCAUCGAAUGCUUCAAUGAUUCGUUACGCGUUAGCAUAUAAGAACUUCAAUCCUAACGAAACAUAUCCAGAAGAAGAAAAUGUGGAAUCAAGUUUUGAAUUAACAAAAAAGUAUUGGAAAUAUAAAAUUGAAUCAUAUAAGAAACAAGAUGAAAAAGCGGAAAGGGAUACUAAAAACAAUGUUUCAAUGGAUGACUAUCAAUACUAUCACGAUUUAAUCCUUUCAUCUAAAUGCAAAAUGUGUGGUAAAGCGUUUACAUAUGCAAAUAAACCAACAUUGGAUAGAAUAGAUAAUGAAAAACCACAUACCAAAGAAAAUUGUCAGUUAAUGUGUUGUUAUUGCAAUGUCGUGAAAUCAAAUAAAGAUGAAGAUGUUCAACGUUUAAGAAUCAAUUUAAGAAAUUAUGCAUUAAAAAAUAAUUUACCAAUGACUUUAGAUUCAGUUGAAGCUUAUCACAUUCUCCGUAAUGGAAUUACUGGUGGUCUAUCAAAUGUUCAACAUAGAGUAAAUCUUAAAGGAAUCACGCACAUUAAUAAACUUUCAUAUAAUCCAGAAACUAAAACUGUAUCAAAUGAGGACACCACC
Messenger RNA from Trichomonas vaginalis G3, 1020 nucleotides. RefSeq lists its product as uncharacterized. The annotation marks the transcript as partial. NCBI's taxonomy places the organism in Eukaryota, Parabasalia, Trichomonadida, Trichomonadidae. The record is from RefSeq and is a predicted model, not a curated record. The transcript has a single exon.